Messenger RNA from Carassius auratus (goldfish), 2407 nucleotides. Its product is annotated as ATPase asna1-like. Bases 82 to 1110 code for a protein of 342 amino acids. The record is from RefSeq and is a predicted model, not a curated record. Gene Ontology annotation, biological process: tail-anchored membrane protein insertion into ER membrane. Gene Ontology annotation, cellular component: GET complex. Gene Ontology annotation, molecular function: ATP binding; ATP hydrolysis activity. Lineage: Eukaryota; Metazoa; Chordata; Actinopteri; Cypriniformes; Cyprinidae. The transcript is spliced from 7 exons.
GGUGUUUUCGGCCGUUGCGGAGCCAAAAUGGCGGAGUGUGCAGUUGUCGUUCUGCUGUAUUCCAACUGACUUGAGCGCAAGAUGGCAGCUUCAGUGGAAGACGAGUUUGAAGAUGCGCCUGAUGUAGAGCCGUUAGAGCCGACAUUAAAGAAUAUUAUAGAGCAGAAAUCACUCAAAUGGAUAUUUGUCGGUGGUAAAGGUGGCGUGGGCAAGACAACGUGCAGCUGCAGUCUGGCGGUUCAGUUGGCGGCGGUGCGAGAGAGCGUCCUCAUCAUAUCCACAGAUCCAGCACACAACAUCUCAGAUGCCUUCGACCAGAAGUUCUCCAAAGUGCCCACCAAAGUCAAAGGCUACGACAACCUGUUUGCCAUGGAGAUCGACCCCAGUCUGGGUGUGGCAGAGCUGCCCGAUGAGUUCUUCGAGGAGGACAACAUGCUCAGUAUGGGGAAGAAGAUGAUGCAGGAAGCCAUGAGCGCUUUUCCCGGCAUCGACGAGGCCAUGAGCUACGCAGAGGUCAUGAGGUUAGUGAAAGGCAUGAAUUUUUCAGUGGUGGUGUUUGACACGGCUCCGACAGGACACACUCUGCGUCUGCUCAACUUCCCCACCAUCGUGGAGAGAGGACUGGGCCGCCUCAUGCAGAUCAAGAACCAGAUCAGCCCCUUCAUCUCACAGAUGUGUAACAUGUUGGGCCUGGGAGACAUGAAUGCAGAUCAGCUGGCAUCGAAACUGGAGGAGACGCUCCCUGUCAUCCGCUCAGUCAGCGAGCAGUUUAAGGACCCGGAGCAGACGACGUUUAUCUGCGUGUGCAUCGCAGAGUUCCUGUCUCUGUAUGAGACAGAGCGUUUGAUUCAGGAGCUGGCCAAGUGUCGCAUCGACACACACAACAUUAUCGUCAACCAGCUGGUGUUCCCUGACAGCGAGCGGCGGCCCUGCAAGAUGUGUGAAGCCCGACACAAGAUUCAGUCCAAGUACCUGGACCAGAUGGAGGAUUUAUAUGAAGAUUUCCACAUAGUGAAGUUGCCUCUGCUGCCUCACGAGGUUCGAGGAGUGGACAAGGUCAACACUUUCUCCAAGCAGCUGCUGGAGCCCUACAGCCUGCCCAAGAAGUGACUGAAAUGAUUUCCACAGAACAAACACACACCAUUGCAUCCCUCUGGUCUUCACAUCUCCACACACACUCACACACACACCUUCACCCCCCCCCCCCCCCCCCCCACACUUUCUCUGCACGCUCUCUGGUUUUCUGGUCAUAAUUGAUGCCGCCAUGAUGCUCCAGUGAUCCGUUAUGAAUGUCGGCCGAGAGUUAAAAGGCCCGUUUAGAAGUCUUGGUGGUUUAUGUUGCUUUGUGAUGAUGUAUUUAAGCAUAAAAAACACUCAUUCCUGAAGAAAGGAGAUUCAAACUGAUGUCAGUGCAGGAAUGUACAUCUGGACUCUGAAUCGGUAUCAGUGUAGAUGUCGGUCUCUAGUUCAGUUCAGAUCUGAUUUAGGAUCAGUCAAUGAUACCAUAAACUUUGUUUCAGGUUCUGAUCAAUAUCAAUAGACUUUACUUUGGUUCCUGAACUAGUCAGUAUUGUUGUUAAUUUAGAGGGUCCAAACUUGGGAAGAUGAUGCAUUUAGAUGAUACAGUAAAAGCGACAGUUCACCCCCCCAGUCAUUUUUACUCUUACGUUAUUCCAAACCCUAGAUUUUAAUGCAAUUCACAAUUCUAUUUUUGCAUUUCAUGCACAAAUUAUAAACCGCAUACAAGCUUGUUACAACAAGGGUGAGUAAAUGACUACAUUUUCAUUUUUGGGUGAACUUUCCCUUUAAACUUGCAUUUGGCAUUUAAUCGACUUCUAGUUGCAGUGAACCAAACUGUAAUUACUUUGUAUAAACAUUGUGAUUAAAUUUAUCUAAUUUAAGUUUUGCAGUAAAAAUGAUUGUAUUUAUAUAGUCUAGUAAUGACUUAAGAUAAUUUCCAUUCAGAUCUUUUAUUUGAGAGCUGUCUUGUUCUUCCUCUCGCUUCUGUUCUUCUUAUCAUUUGGCAGUAAUGUCUGCUUGUGUCAAAACACAGGAACACACACACCCUAAGGAGAUAAGACGCUUGUUUAAACCAGCCACAAAAACCCUGCAGCCUGUCAGCUGAGACUACUAUUACACAAUACUAUACUGCGCUGGUGAAGUGUUUUCUUGUUCUUUUCACAGCAUGAAGCAGUGGGCUCCUUAGUUCAUGAACACCAGGGACAAGACCUCACAAACCUGACAGUGUAUCGGACCGAAAGAUUUUAAUCUUUAAUCAGUUAUUAAUCAGUUUUGCUAAGUUUCUUCGUCCUCUUCUAUCUUGUUUCUGCCUUUCCAAUUCUGGCUUCUUUUUGUAGAAGCACACCAAGUUUCAAAGAAAAUAAAAUGCUAUCCUCCAUCUACUGCA